AUGGUCUCAGUGGUCGAUGAGGAUGAGGAUACUUUUGUGAGUACCUCCCGUCACGACGUGGCGGGCGCAGAAAAAGCCCGACCGGAUUCCAGUCGCCCGCCACCGCCAUCUAGCAACCCGGAUGAGCUGAAUAUUACUUCACAUCAUGAUCCCACCGGGUUGAUUGAAGAGAUACAACCCAGGUAUCAAGCACCUCUCGCCUUAUCCGUGCCCCGGUCAGAACAGCCGAAUACGCCAGAUAGCACCUCGCCACAAAGAGCGGCAGGUCCCACGAGUGCAACAAGGUCGGUCCCCUGGCCGAUGGGCAUUCCGCGAAGCGGACUGGAUCAAGAGCAAGUUCAGCAUGCCCGGGACCCCUGGUUUCACGAUGAGCGCUUUUUACGCCUCUUCUAUGAAAAUUUUCAUGUCGCCCAUCCAAUCUUGGUGCCCAGCGCAACAUAUCAUGAUCGGCAGUACCCGGACUUCCUUCAGCUCGUUGUGAAUUUUGUUGGUUCCCAUUAUAUCCCAUCAAGUCCGACUCUAGACUAUAGGGACAAAGUUCUUGCAGAGCUUACCUGCAAUCCGGACCGUUCACCGUGUAUGGUUCAGGCUUGGUUGAUCUUCGCAAUCGCGAUUUAUGCUCGCGGCGAAUGGCAGGAGGCGCAGGACGCCUUCUCGCACGGUGUUGAAAUCGCUUUAGAGAUUGGCAUGAACCGUCGCGAGUUUGCCAUGGCUGGCCACCCCGAGAAUAGCAUCGAGGCUGAAAGCCUCCGGAGAACCUGGUGGGAACUUUACGUUACAGAUAUCUUCAUCGCGGCUCCGUUUAAGAGCAAUACCUUCCUUUGCAGCACAAUGGCUCCAGAUGUGGGUUUGCCUUGUGAAGAGUCGGUUUAUACCGGAACAUGCGAUAUUUCAACACCCCGGAAGAUUCUUGAUUUCAAACGCCGAGUCUUUGCGCCGGAGGAAACAGUCUUUUCCUCCUUCAGCUAUCGCAUUGAGGCUACUACCAUUCUUUGCAGAGCUCUCGUCUUGAGUAGACUGCGGGACUAUCAUCGCGAUCAUCUUCAAGCGGUUGAGAAUGCGCUCGUCAGCUGGGUCAAUCAUUUGCCUCCCAGAAAGCUGGACAUUGUCGAUUCUUACGGUAACAUUGAUGAGAUGAUGUUUCAAGCACACAUAACGAUCGCCUAUGCUACUAUGCUCCUCCACCUACCGCGAAGCGACCUCCAACCUGUUUUAUCCCAAACAAAUGAGCAGUUCUGGCCUUCUGCCACUCGACAUAUGGGCUCUACCCUCAACCGCCCGAUUCACAGCAUCAAAGCUACUGAAGCUUCCAGGCGAAUAUCCGAUGCAAUCUCCCUCUGUCCAAAUGUCCUCAAGCACUCUCCCUUCGUUAUUCCCACAUUGGCACUCGCUGGAAUGAUUCAACUAGCAACAUCUAUUAAGCACACCGAAGAGUGUUUUGAUCACCACUACAACAGGGUUACUCUCAUCCUUGGGUGCCUCAAAAGCACAAAACGAAUAUGGGGUCUCGCAGAUGCUGCUUACAAUCAUCUGCGUACCUCUGCAGCUGAUGCAUUAUCAGAUUCCAUGGAGCGAUGGAGCACGGAACCUCUUCGAAAAUUCUUCCCAGCGGAUUCGACACCCAGUAGAGCAGAGCGUACAUCAUCCCAGCCCACUCGGCCCACAUCGGCCAUUUCGGAAGGCCAGGAGCUCUUUUUCCCGCCCAUUACCCCAGCUUUUGUUGACCCGACAUGUUACAAUGACUCGUUCUUCACCUCUAUCCCUGAUUUUGAUAUUAGCUAA
This is a messenger RNA of Penicillium canariense, 1782 nucleotides long. Its product is annotated as fungal specific transcription factor domain-containing protein. The transcript has 2 exons. The coding region runs from base 1 to 1782 and encodes 593 amino acids. Gene Ontology annotation, biological process: DNA-templated transcription. Gene Ontology annotation, molecular function: DNA binding; zinc ion binding. Lineage: Eukaryota; Fungi; Ascomycota; Eurotiomycetes; Eurotiales; Aspergillaceae. The record is from RefSeq and is a predicted model, not a curated record.